Messenger RNA from Symbiodinium necroappetens, 600 nucleotides. NCBI's taxonomy places the organism in Eukaryota, Dinophyceae, Suessiales, Symbiodiniaceae. The record is from the annotation of a GenBank genome assembly.
GUGACAAUGCACUGGGCAUCGCACGUUCCGCGUCCCAAGCCGGGCCCUGAUUGCCAGGACUUUCGAAAGCUGAAUCGGGCUGCCGCCAAGUCUGGGAUCAGGCAUGCUCGAGAUCUCGCAGAAUUCAGGAAAUCAACCGAUAUCAAGUUGGUACCGCCCGGUCCGCUUGGUGUGCUGCCGAAAGUUAUCCCCUCGGACGUCAUCCCUUCGUUUGCUUACGGAACAAAAUCACGACCUUCCACCCCAAUAACUCACGUUAUCGGCAACCAGUAUGCGACAGAGUCAGAAGAGGCUUUGGCAGUUCAUUACAGAGUGUUGGAGGAGAAUCAGCAAAAGCAGGAGCGUCGGCUUAUCAAGCUGACAAAGGCUUCCAAAGAGCGCAUUCAUGAAGCCCGUCAAAGGAUGAAGGAGUGGCGCAACCCACAGGAGCCUAAGGAGCCGUUCAAGCUGACAAAGUUCAAGAAGGUCACAUCAAAGUUGAAGCUUCCCGGUGGUCUUCGUGAGUGUGCUUCGGCUCCGGCUUUGCAGAGAUUGCCGGAUGAGCAGCCAGAGGCGCUUGCUCACACAGUGCCAGUUGCCCAGGAAGUGCCGGAAGAGUGA